Phyllostomus discolor (pale spear-nosed bat) is the source of this 735-nucleotide messenger RNA. Its product is annotated as 60S ribosomal protein L30-like. The record is from RefSeq and is a predicted model, not a curated record. Lineage: Eukaryota; Metazoa; Chordata; Mammalia; Chiroptera; Phyllostomidae. Gene Ontology annotation, molecular function: RNA binding; structural constituent of ribosome. Gene Ontology annotation, cellular component: cytosolic large ribosomal subunit.
AUGGCUGAUCAACUAGGUCGGGUGUCCCUCAAAGCUCAUUUGAAUGGUAUGGUGUCCAUCCUGCACUUAAGGCAGGAAGAUGGUGGCUAUAAGAAAAUGAAAAAGUCACUGGAGUUGAUCAACUCUAGGCUCCAACUUGUUAUGAAAAGUGGCAAGUACAUGCUGGGGUACAAGCAGACUCAGAAUAUGAUCAGACAAGGCAAAGCCAAACUGGUUAUCCUUGCCAACAACUGUCCCACCCUGAGGAGACCUGAAAUAAAGUACUAUGCUAUGUUGGCCAAGACUGGUGCCCAUCACUAUAGUGGUGAUAAUAUCGAGUUGGGCCCAGCAUGUGGAAAAUACUACAGAGUGUGCACACUGGCUAUAAUUGCAGGUGAUUCUGGUAUCAUUAGAAGCAUGCCAGAAAAGACUGGUGAAAAGGAAAUCAUGCAAAAUUUUUCUUUAAUAAAGCUGGCCAGAGCUUGGUUUAAAAAUGGGGAAAAAAAAGAAAGAAAAAUAGAACCGACAUCAUUUCCAAUGUUCUUUAUGGCACUACCUGUGGCUCCCUAGGGCCCUGCUGAUACAUUUUUUGUGGGUUAGAAAACCUGUGGUAUAUAUUUACAAAGCAGGGGCAAAGUGGUAAAGAUUUCAAGAGCCCUUCCUAAUGAAUGUUCUAGUCUCAGUAGUUCAAGUGAAGAAAUUUCAAGAAUCUAUCUUCCUUCUCUUGCACCUUGGUUUAUUGGAUAUGGAUGUUGA